AUGGAAAGAAAAAAGGAACGUAGCGGAGCUUCAAAGCGGAAACAACGUCAGGAAAGAGAAGCAUGUGAAAAAAAAUUGCCCAAGCUAGACAGCUUUUUUACGAAAACACUUUGUGCUACAGUUCCUUCAGCAGCCGAAAUAUCGGCCAAAAGUGACAAAUGUUUAUUUACUGCUAGCGUGGACACGGCUGUGUCAGUGAAUGAAGUGACUCUAGAAGAUCAGGAAUAUCAGGAUUCAACAAUUCUCAUCAAUGCCACCGCUGAAAAUGACUAUGUCGACGCUUCCGUGCAACCAACAGUAGAUGAAUCAUCCAUUUCUACAGCUUCGGAAGUUUUUGAAAUUUCAACUGACUUGGGAAAGUUCAUAAACAAGAAAUUGAACGACACCGAAAAACGGCUGAUUCUUGACAAGGGACCAUUGAAACCUCCGGGACCUUUUCCGAAGGAUCUCCACCAAGACCACAGGAUCUUUUCAGAAACUGUUUGGGCACCAAACUUGAACAUCAUCUUGGAUCAGAUCAGGGCAUCACCGUUUUUCACCAUCAUCAUGGAUACCACGCAGGACAUAUCGAAAGCGGAUCAGCUUAGCAUUGUCGUAAGAUAUGCAGUUAUAGUCAGAUCGGAAAAUGGACAACCAAUCGAUAUUGAGGUGGUGUUUUUCGGUUUCCACGCAGGAAGAAGUCUUCAGAGUAACCAUUUUUAA
Brassicogethes aeneus is the source of this 702-nucleotide messenger RNA. The record is from the annotation of a GenBank genome assembly. NCBI's taxonomy places the organism in Eukaryota, Metazoa, Arthropoda, Insecta, Coleoptera, Nitidulidae.